AUGCCCCAGGUUCCCUCAUCCUUGGCCCUGGAAGCGGCAGCACCUGAACGACGGAUGUCGACCGCCCAUGAGGGCACAAUGGCAUUACCAACAGUUUUUCUUCGUCGUCUACCAAGAAAUACGACUGCCGAGGCAGUAAGAACUAUGCUUCUCUUCGCCAAAGACCUCCAGAAUACGGACAUUGUUCCCAACGAGUACGAGGAGGAUGCCGGGUUUGCUACCGCCGUUGCCCGCUUUGCAUCCAUGACAGGUGCCUCUGAGGCACAAGCAAUGCUGGAUGGCAAGCCUAACACAGCUGGACAGGCCAAGAUGAUUGUGACUGUCAUUUCCAGUCCGUCGAUGGCAGCUCGACGCAACACCAUUGACCCCAUGGCAGGCAGAAGGAUGGCACAAUCCGUGUCACCAACGCAGACCAAUGCCACAAAGUCUUCGAGGUUCAACGGUACCUUCCAAUCUAUGGACAAGAAUUCUCCUCCUAUGGGAUCCCCACCAGACUUCUCGUCGUCCGAAAGCGGUUCUCAUCUGCAGACCAUCUUUUCUCCUCAAAUGUCCGGUACCAGUGUCGUGACGGACCGUUCUCGCAACAGCGGAAAGACAGUCAUUGAUGAAGACGGUGGGGAUGAUGAUACCGGCGAGCUGCUGAAGGAUCCCUUGGCAUAUAUGAACAACUCUUCGGCGGGCAACGCAGGCAGAAAGCAUGUCAACCCACGCGUUCCCACGGCGGCAUUCUCGUCGCUGUCUUUGAACACGACUAUGGGCAGUGCACCUUCACAUGCUUAUGCGUCACCACGGUCGGCUGCUCAAAGUCGGACACCUCACUCCCAGUUCUCUCCUGGAAUGGGCGCCAAUGGUCAAUACUCGUCACCAAGCCAACCCUUCGUACGGCACAAUUUCCCGCCUGCCAAUCCCGCCGACCAGAACCCGCCAUGUAACACACUGUACGUGGGCAAUCUGCCCAUUGAUACUUCCGAGGACGAGUUGAAGGCCAUGUUUUCGAAGCAGAGGGGUUACAAAAGGCUCUGUUUCCGGACCAAGCAGAAUGGGCCGAUGUGCUUUGUUGAAUUUGAGGAUGUCUCCUUUGCGACCAAGGCACUCAACGAUUUGUAUGGCGCCCAGCUGCAUAACAGCGUCAAGGGCGGCAUCCGGUUGAGCUUUUCGAAGAACCCACUGGGAGUUCGGUCAGGACAACCAGUGAGUGUGAAUCCUACAACGCCGCUUAGUGCCACCGGAGCCAUGAGUAUGAGCGGGUUUGGAAACAUGACUCCCGGAGCAUUCUCGACAGCGGCUGGACCACCUCCUGGAUUGUCAGCGCCUCCCGGCCUAAACAUGUCCAUGCCACCAGGCGUCAACGGAGGAGUGCCACCUUCGGCUUAUGUCCCGCAAGGAUACACUGUCGGCAAUGGAGCCCUACCCAACAUGCGAGCAGUGUCGAUGAAUACCGGACCCGCAAGCCAAAACGUUGGCGGUGGCUAUCCUGAUUACAUGCUUGGCCGUUGA
Messenger RNA from Exophiala viscosa, 1497 nucleotides. RefSeq lists its product as uncharacterized. Bases 1 to 1497 code for a protein of 498 amino acids. Gene Ontology annotation, molecular function: RNA binding. The transcript has a single exon. The record is from RefSeq and is a predicted model, not a curated record. Lineage: Eukaryota; Fungi; Ascomycota; Eurotiomycetes; Chaetothyriales; Herpotrichiellaceae.